AAACAAGCAGAAGUUAUUUUGAAACUCCUUUCAAGACGCAGUUCAGAGAAGAAAAAAGAAACAUCUUCAUUGUCAUUAUUCAUGCUGUGAACUGGUGAAGGACGAUGGCGUCUCUUGAAGAGCUGCUUCUGAAGUCGCUGGAGGAACUGGAAAAAGAGGAUCUGAAAACGUUUCAGUGGUAUUUAGAGAAAGAUCAUGAAUGCAUAUCAAAGUCUGACAUGGAGAAGGCAGACAGGAAAAAAACAGUGGAUAAGAUGGUGGCAUGUUUUGGACCAGAAGAAGCUGUGAAGAUCACGGUAGGCAUCCUGGAGAAAAUAAACCAGAAUGGUCUGGCUGAGCAGCUGAAGAAAAAACACAAGCCAGCUCAGGCGGAGGCUAAUAUGAAGACAUCUGCUCCUGUAGGAGCUGAUACAAAACAGAGCUCGGGUAAGUAAAAAUCACUGUCUGUACAUGAAAACAAGAGAAAUUAUAACUGUAAGCAGCAAUUACAGGGACAAGCACAAGAGUGGCAGAUAAGACAGAGUGUACAAUGCAUAUGGUUUACAAUGGUCUAAAAGCCUUAAUUAAAUCUUCUUGUAAUAUAAGUGUUUUUUUUAAGUCCAAUGCCCAAUAGGUGGCGCUGCCACCAAAUUGAUUCAGAAGCAUAAAAGCCUGAUUACAGUCCUACAUUUGCAACGGAAUUCGAGUGCAAGUGAUCGUCCUGCAUUUUCAUGUGGAAAACAGCAGGAUUUACUUUUUGAUAACAUCUGUGAUUCAUGAAAAACC
Onychostoma macrolepis is the source of this 765-nucleotide messenger RNA. Its product is annotated as NACHT, LRR and PYD domains-containing protein 6-like. Lineage: Eukaryota; Metazoa; Chordata; Actinopteri; Cypriniformes; Cyprinidae. The record is from RefSeq and is a predicted model, not a curated record. The transcript has 3 exons. Bases 105 to 434 code for a protein of 109 amino acids.